Messenger RNA from Zootoca vivipara (common lizard), 3755 nucleotides. RefSeq names its product growth factor independent 1 transcriptional repressor (gene GFI1). Gene Ontology annotation, molecular function: RNA polymerase II transcription regulatory region sequence-specific DNA binding; DNA-binding transcription factor activity, RNA polymerase II-specific. Gene Ontology annotation, biological process: embryo development; regulation of transcription by RNA polymerase II. Gene Ontology annotation, cellular component: nucleus. The record is from RefSeq and is a predicted model, not a curated record. NCBI's taxonomy places the organism in Eukaryota, Metazoa, Chordata, Lepidosauria, Squamata, Lacertidae.
GCAAGAUUUUGGUGGUAUUGCAGCAGCAGCAGGCUCACUAACGCUCAGGAAGUGGAAUUUGUGGUUUCAGGGGCUGAGCUCAGAAGGGGUGUUUAGAAAGAAAAGGUCCAGCGCAAGACACCGAUUCUUCAGAGACGACGACGAGGAGGAAGAGAGGUCUGUGUAUUGAAGGUCCCCGAGGAAAAAGCAAGAGGCAGGCAGCAACCGUCUCCUUCCAUCGCCUUUCUCCAUGAGCACUUCCCGCAGGACUGGGGACGACUUGGAGAGAGCCGCCGCCGCCUCUCGACGGGACGCGCCGAGGCAGCCCGCGCCGCGGGGACUGGUGGCCCGAGAGGCGUGAGGAGGAGGAGACGGAGGACUGAGCACCGUCCACCCCGCAAGGCAUCAUGCCCAGGUCCUUUCUGGUGAAGAGCAAGAAGGCGCACAGCUACCACCAGCCCCGAGCCCCCGACGGGGAGUACAGCCUCAGUCUGGAGAGCGUCCUGGCACAGAUCUGCGCAGACACUAAGGUUCCAGGGCAGAUGCCUCUGGGUCUCCCGGAGCCAGAGCCCUCGCAGGGCCGCUUCUCCCCGGAAUCUCAGUUGCCCGACGGGGCGGACGGCACCUCGGAGUCGGCUCCCAGCUGCGAGGGCAGCCUCUGCGACCGAGCCGCCGAGCUGGAGGAUAUGUGGAGGCCGCCUUCUCCCUCGGCUUCCCCAGCCUCCGAGCGCUCCAUCUGCCCCUCCUUGGACGAGGCUCCCCCCUUCUCGGUGCCCUUGAAACCCUAUGCCUGGAGUAGCCUUGGGAAUUCUGAGCUGAGACAUUUGGUACAGAGCUACAGGCCCUGCCCAGGUCUGGAACGUAGCUCAUCCCUUGGUCUCUUCUGCGAGAGGGGAUCUGAGCCCGCUCUCUAUGGAUCGGAGCGCAGCUCAGCGCUGGGACUCUAUGGUGACUUUGGCUCCCCUGGACUCUUUGAGCGGCCAGCAGCAGCCUCUGGGAUCUACGUUGAAGCCCCGCCUGGACUCCAACAGGAGAAGAGUGCAAGUAGCAUCAAAUUGGAAUCGGAGCUCCUCUGUCGCCCCCUGUUAAUCAGCGCUGGUUCCUACAAGUGUGUCAAAUGCAGCAAGGUCUUCUCCACUCCCCACGGCCUGGAGGUGCACGUUCGUCGUUCACACAGCGGCACCAGGCCCUUCGCUUGUGAAAUGUGUGGCAAGACAUUUGGCCACGCAGUUAGCCUGGAGCAGCACAAAGCUGUGCACUCACAGGAGCGCAGCUUUGAUUGUAAGAUCUGUGGUAAGAGCUUCAAGAGGUCCUCCACCUUGUCCACCCAUCUUCUCAUCCACUCAGACACCCGGCCUUAUCCAUGCCAGUAUUGUGGGAAGAGAUUUCACCAGAAAUCUGACAUGAAGAAGCACACUUUCAUCCAUACAGGUGAGAAGCCCCACAAGUGCCAGGUGUGUGGCAAAGCCUUCAGCCAGAGUUCCAAUCUCAUCACCCAUAGCCGGAAGCACACGGGCUUCAAGCCCUUUGGCUGCGAUCUGUGUGGCAAAGGCUUCCAGAGAAAAGUGGAUUUGCGGAGGCACCGAGAGACGCAACAUGGUCUGAAAUGAGAGCCAUGCAGAAUCUUGGCAGGGAGGGGGAGGGAACCCGGGGAACCCCCAAAACACUAUGUCAACAGACUUUUUCCUCCUCCCUUGGUGGGCUGCCCUUUUCCUGCCCCCGCCUCUCUUGUCUGGCCACUUCCUGCCAUGUUCUCACCAAACAGGAAGUCAGAGCAGACUGGCCAGCAUUUUGUAGAACUUCACCCGGAAGGUCUUGGAAUGAAAAUGGAACACCAAGGCUGAAGGAAAGUGGGGUGAAGUCUUUUCGCCCCCUCUGUGUCUCUUCCUUUAAAAUUAAACACUGGAAAAAUAACAUGCACACCCCACCGCCUUAAAACCCCCCAAAGUCUUUGUAUACAUAAGCUACUGGUGCCUAUGAACCAGAAAGUCCUUUAAAAAAUGAAUUUCCCAGCUAACCCUUGAUUUCCUGAAAGUUAUUUUUUAUCUGGGAAAUCUAAACUACCUGAGUUUACAUGGUCAACACACUGAGCAGCUUGACAAAGGAGAGAGAGUGACUGUAUUUAAUUUUCCACCGUUCAACAACUUGUGACUGGUUUUCAUCGAUUAUUUGGACCUGGGACCUCAAGGCCCUGCCUUUUCCAGAGUUUAUAGAGCUCCUAUUAGGCAGCUUCCUAGGAUUGCUCCCAGCUAACUGGUCUUAGGCUCCAAAUUUAGGAGUAUUGGAUUGUGGCCCAAUACAUUUUUCCAACUGAAGGAAAGAGCCCCUUGGCUACUUCAGCUAACCUUGCCUAGUCUGGUUGAGAAUGCCUGAACAAGUUGGAGGUCAGCAUUUAGAUGUUGUGCAGAGUCCGGCAUUCCCCACAUGCUCCACGCUGUGUUUCACCAAGAUGUCAUCUCCAAAUUUUAGUCUUCAUUGCACACCCAGGCCAAGUGUUAAUCUCCGGUAGCUCCCUUCAUGCCGGGGAUUUGCAACUUUUAGGACAACACAAUGCUCCUAUCCAAGAAUUUCAGUCUACCUACUUUAUGUCCUGGUUUUUUUGUGGUGCAUGUAUGGCUUUGCCUUUGCACCUGUUUGGAAGAGCCAAUAAGAAAGAGCCUUAUUAUUAAAAAUUGUUCAUUUGCCCUUGAGUUGAAGAGGGCAGAAAUAAGGGAUGAGGACAGAUUUUUGCUUUUAAAUACAUUGGCAUUCUGUGAUUAGAUAACCAGUAGGUGAGAAAUAGCUGAGGAGCUCCUGUUACUCUGGACUGAAUAUUUAGGUUAUAUGCUCUCAGAUGGUCUCAAGCCUGGAAGGACCCAUAAAUUAGUAUCGGUUUGUUAUAGUAUGAAUUUGCCUUAACUAAUCCUGUGCAUACCUCAUUGUGGGCAGGGGUGGGGGAAGAAUCUGUUUUUACUUUAUAGAUAGUAUUGUAAAUGCCUUUAUUUAGAUUUUACAGUGUGUCUUAUGUUCAUUGAUGCAUAUUUAUUGGAAUAAUGUUUUAAAUUAAUAAAGUCCCGAGGAUCCCCAGAAGCAGUAUUUAUUUCAACAGGACGUAUUAACCAAACCAGAGGUGCUAUUCUAGAUGAACUUACUUGGAAAUCGGGUCCACAAAUCAAUGGACUUAUUUUCCCCAAUGGUGUCGGAAUUACAGCAAAUCAGUUAACAAAGCUUGCUAUAAGAUCAGGCAAAAAACAAGAGAGAACACUGAAGCCGGGAGGAAGACAGACAAAGCGCAAAUCGGCCAAAAAGGUGUCACUUUAAGGCCACACUUUGACAGGCAUAUUCAUGUCAAAUCAGUGCCAGAGUUGGAGUCCUAUCAGCCUGUGCACCCUAUAUAUACAGAAACCAAGAUAGUGCCAAACAGUACAAAGGUAUGGACAGCUGCACUGCAAAACGAUCUGAUUCCCCCACAGCGGUGCCCUCCUCCUCGACAAUGCAGACAUUGCCUGGACAGGAGUUUAUAUUGCACAUGAUACAAAAAAUAAUAAUAAUCAGCCAGAGCGGCCUGGACUGAGCAGGAUCGCAGAUAAGCAGAUUCUUUUUCUAGGGUGCAACCCGAUACGUACCUAUUCAGAAGCAAGUCCCGUUGGCUUCAGUAGGGGCUUACUCUCUGGUAAAUUGGUGUAGGGUUGCAGUCUUUUGAUCUCCUCCGCAAGCUGUGCCCAUGUAACCUGCGUGGCAAUUAUACAGGCUUAGAGAGCACGCGAAGGAAGCUAUUUCAGCAUAUUACCAGGAUG